Branchiostoma belcheri (Belcher's lancelet) is the source of this 2824-nucleotide messenger RNA. Its product is annotated as CCR4-NOT transcription complex subunit 6-like. Gene Ontology annotation, cellular component: CCR4-NOT complex; nucleus; cytoplasm. The transcript is spliced from 10 exons. Gene Ontology annotation, molecular function: protein binding; poly(A)-specific ribonuclease activity. Gene Ontology annotation, biological process: nuclear-transcribed mRNA poly(A) tail shortening. Lineage: Eukaryota; Metazoa; Chordata; Leptocardii; Amphioxiformes; Branchiostomatidae. The record is from RefSeq and is a predicted model, not a curated record. The coding region runs from base 144 to 1826 and encodes 560 amino acids.
CACAUAAUGAAUUUCGGAGCUUCGCAUCUCAGUGGCAGCCAUGUUGGUUCACAGGUUUUGUCGCGGAUUUGUGCACUGGCUUCAGCGCUGAUUUUCUCUAUAUUUUUGUGCCCGUGAGAUGACAAGAUAUACACACAGAUUAAAUGGUGUUAAGCAUGCCUAAAGAUAAAUAUGACAACUCGAACACCAGAAAUGGCCGGCGAUCACACAAGAUUAUGUCUGCAGAGGACGUGGCUUCUGGGAAAAAAUCACACUGGCCUGAACUGGAGAUCACAGGUACGAUACGAAACCUCAGCCCGCAGCUGUGGAAGAUGAACCACCUGACGUCCCUGUACCUGAACGACAACCAUCUGACCAGGCUUCCCCCCGACGUGGCCAAACUCACCAUGCUACAAUGUCUGGACCUGUCCUGCAACAAACUGAGGAGUCUACCGGCAGAACUGGGAGACCUUAUCAACCUCAGGGAACUCUUACUGAACAACAACAUGCUGCGAGUGCUCCCGUACGAGCUGGGGAGACUAUUCCAGCUGCAGAUGCUGGGGCUGAACGGGAACCCGCUGUCCCACGAGAUCCUCAGCAUCUACGGAGAGCAGAACGGAACGGCCAAGUUGUUAGCUUACAUGCUUGAUAACUUGGCAGGUACAUUUACCCACAACUUGCCACCGCAGAGACCUUGGAUAACGUUGGAGCAGCCCAACAGGUCGCGACCCCACGCCAUCUUCUCGGUCAUGUGCUACAACGUCCUGUGCGACAAGUACGCCACGAGACAGAUCUACGGCUACUGUCCGUCCUGGGCGCUGGGCUGGGAGUACAGAAAGAAGGGGAUCUUACACGAGAUCCUCAACUUCACAGCCGACAUCAUCAGUUUACAAGAGGUAGAAACAGAACAGUAUCACACGUUCUUCCUUCCGGAGCUGAGACAGCACGGGUAUGACGGGAUAUUCAGCCCCAAGUCUCGAGCCAAGACAAUGGGCGACACAGAGAAGAAAUAUGUCGACGGUUGCGCCAUCUUCUUCAAGACGAAUAAGUUCCAGCUGGUGAAGGAACACCUGGUGGAGUUUAACAAGAUGGCGAUGGAAAACGCGGAAGGGUCGGCAGACAUGCUGAACAGGGUCAUGACAAAGGAUAACAUCGGUAUCGCCGCUCUGCUGGAAACUAAGGAUGGCUUUGCAGAAACGUCAGCCUACCCACCUGAAGUAAACCCUAGGCAGCUGGUUCUGGUGGCCAACGCCCACAUGCACUGGGACCCCGAGUUCUCGGACGUGAAGAUCAUCCAGACCAUGAUGUUCAUGAGCGCGCUGAAGAACAUCAUGGAGGAGGCCUGCCACAGCUUCAGGCCCGGCUCCUCCAACAAGAUGGACAUCAGCAACGUACCCAUCAUCUUCUGUGGGGAUCUCAACUCCUUACCAGACUCAGGUGUGGUAGAGUACCUGGCGACAGGUCGAAUAUCGACCUCUCAUCUGGACUUUAAGGAGUUGGCGUACAGCGAGUGUCUGGGGAACUUCAGCAGCGCCGACCACAAGCCCAGCGAAGUCACCCAUUCCUUCAAGCUGAAGCAGGCGUACGAGAGCGACAUCCUCCCCCACACCAACUACACGUUCGACUUCAAGGGCGUGAUCGACUACAUCUUCCACUCGGAAAUGCUGACGUGCCUCGGUGUGCUGGGCCCGUACGAUCCACACUACUUCUCGGAGAACAAGAUCAUCGGAUGCCCCCAUCCACACAUUCCAUCAGACCACAUCCCCCUGCUCUCGGAGUUCGAGUUGCAGCUCCCCUACGGCCCCCCGAACGGCCUCCCCAACGGCCUGCACAUAGCCCGGAGAUAACACUGCUCCCCCCACCCGCAUUUUACCGUUGCUUUCCCAAGCACACGGAACCAAGGCAGUGGCGUUUGGAUGUGGUACCGACCGCAGUAGCUGUACUUGUAGAUAUAGAUGAAUUCCAAGCCCAGGCAGCUGACCCUUUUUGGGCUCUUAGCAUAGGCAAGCCGUCAUGUUGCCCUUGCGUGAUUUUUAUCACUGAAUCAUGUUUGUGUACAUAAGAGGAAUUGGCUGUAACCACGUGUUGAGGAUAUUUUACGGUUUAUCUAUAGAAAUUGUCCGUGGGCUGUGAUGACUAGUUGUACAUACGGAAUAAGCUUGCAUGCAUCCUUUGAUGUCAUAAGGUACACGUUGUUCCUUCGUGACGGAGCCAGAUCUUUUCCAGAGUCUCCCUUUUUUUGGCUGAGAAAAUCUGCUGUGCUUUGCACAACGAAUUGCUUUCCCGCUCUCCCGAAACAAACAGCUCAAUCUUGGUCCAAUCUGUAUCCAGUAAAUUCGGAAGAAGACCUGUAAAUAAUAGCUAGGUCACAACGACACCCCCCCAACCCCCACCUCCCCUGCACCUAGGAACAACGGGUAUAUCUCAGGUAUAACCUCCAAUGGCCACUGCCUCAUGGCUCGUACUACUUGUACAGACAGGACUUGACCAGUAUGUAAAUCCAUGGUUGUGUACCAUAUGGUUUUGAGGAGAAAGGAUGAUAAUAAUGUGACCGAUUUACUUUACUUCUGACUUCCCAGCCACCACCGGCGGUAAGCCAAUUGUGGGCUGGACUUUGGGAUCUUAAAGGGGAUGUGUUGGAGGUCUCGGGGUGCCAUGUCACUGUCAAACCCCAUUCUGAACAUAAAAUGGGUUUACAGAAUAACCCCAUGUAAACCCUCAGCAUGAAAGUAGCAUUGCGUUGUUUCCCGUAACAUUUCGUGUCACCCCAAACAUGAAAAAAAAUUACAUUUCCGAAAUAAGUCUAACCAAUGGCCAUCUCUUUCUAAUGGCUAGUAUGUUACAA